CACGUGUCGGUCCUGCAAAGAGCAGAGAUGACUGAGCUUCGGGCUUUCCUUUAAGUCAUCGCCCCAGCGCUUCCCUGUAAACCAUCAUUCAAUGUUAUCGUCAUCUUCUAUUUUCCCCAGCACUGACGCACAACAAACGCUUUAAUCAGCCUGCUUAUCUAGGGUUCUUGCAAUUCAGGAGUGGAGGUUGAUCUACCCUGAAUUGAUCCGAGAUUGUUUUCCUUUUCUCCUCAGUCUACAUGGAGGGGAUAGAAGAAACAGAGAUAUCGGAGUCCCAUUUGUCAUCAGCUGCGGCUUUUGUGGAGGGGGGAAUACAGGACGCCUGCGAUGAUGCUUGCAGCAUAUGCCUUGAAGCCUUUUGUGAGAGUGAUCCUUCAACAGUCACAGGUUGCAAGCAUGAGUUUCAUCUUCAGUGUAUUCUUGAAUGGUGUCAACGAAGCUCUCAAUGCCCCAUGUGUUGGCAACCCAUCAGUCUGAAGGAUCCUACCAGCCAGGAGUUGCUUGAGGCUGUGGAACGGGAGAGGAAUCUUAGGUUUAAUCCUUCUAGGAAUGCCACCAUUUUUCAUCACCCAACUUUGGGAGAUUUUGAACUACAGCAUUUGCCUGUAGAUGCAAAUGAAGCUGAACUUGAAGAGCGUAUAAUUCAACACUUAGCUGCUGCUGCUGCAAUGGGCCGAUCACGCCACAUUGCUAGAAGGGAAGGCCACAGGAAUAGGUCCUCAGCCCAAGGUCGUCCACAGUUCUUGGUGUUCUCAACUCAUCCUAAUGCACCUCCCGUUCCUUCCUCUCCAUCUCAGAGCGGAGAAGGUGGAUCACCGCCCUCAAUUGCAGUAGCUACUCCAUCUUCCCCGCCUUUAGCUGUGGGGACUGAAUCUUCACCACUGAUUACAUCAUUGCCUGAUUCUCAAGGCGAUCAGGGUUCUGCCUCACCUGCUGGAUCAACUAUUUCUGCUGCCAAUCAACAUGGAAAUUCUUUGAACAAUAGGAGGUCCCCCAAUCAGUCUUCUCCAAACAGUCAAGACGGAGCAGGGCCAUCAGACUUCCAAUCCUUAUCCGAGACUUUAAAAUCUCGGUUCAAUGCAGUUUCAAUGAGAUAUAAAGAAUCAAUUUCGAAAAGUACAAGGGGUUGGAAAGAGAGGUUUUUCUCCAGGAAUACUUCUGUGGCCGAUAUUGGUUCUGAAGUCAGAAGAGAGGUAAAUGCUGGAAUUGCAUCAGUAUCACGCAUGAUGGAGCGACUUGAAACCAGGGAUAAUUGCGGAACUGAGAAUGCUUCUAUAUCAAAUUCAAACAAUAUUGUCGAUAGCUCAGUUCCAGAAUCUAAUAGCCAGCGGAUGUUGGAGGCUGGAGGUGAUAGUCCUUUACGCGAUAAAAACACCAAUGUGCAGGCCUCGUGUGCUGCAAGCUCUGGUUCACAUUAAGUAUUACUUCAGUAGUUGUGAUAGUUCAAGGUGCGGGACGCUACAGGUAUGGUGCUUGCACUUCUCUUGAAGCCAGUGGACAUCUCUUGUAUACAUAAAAAGGAGAAAUCCGUGAUGGAUGUAUGAUUCAGAAUAAAUAAACUGCAUAUUCAAAAUGCUAUUUUUAUUUUGGACUUGGAUAAUUGGAUUCCAGAGAUGAUUGUAAAUCAGUUUAUAAUAUUAGAAUCUAUUUAUGAAUUAUCUGACCUGAAUGCUGUUAGCUGUUGGCAUUUGAGAAAUCUUGGUGUGGAUACACUUUUUGAGGUUAAUGUAUCUACUGUCAGUUGCUCC
This is a messenger RNA of Tripterygium wilfordii, 1748 nucleotides long. Its product is annotated as E3 ubiquitin-protein ligase RHF2A. Lineage: Eukaryota; Viridiplantae; Streptophyta; Magnoliopsida; Celastrales; Celastraceae. The transcript is spliced from 9 exons. Gene Ontology annotation, molecular function: ubiquitin-protein transferase activity. Bases 240 to 1418 code for a protein of 392 amino acids. The record is from RefSeq and is a predicted model, not a curated record.